AUGUAAAUGUUUUUUUCCUAAAUUACUUUUCCAUUGGCAGCAACAACGCUAUGCAACCACAUCAAAUGUUUUUCAUUACACUCAGGUUCUAUGCAUCAGGAUCUUUUCAGCAAACUGUGGCAGAUCUUUGCGGCGUUUCAAAAACAAGUGCAUCACGGGCUAUUAAACUUGUAUCUCAUCAUAUUGCUUCUUUACGGGCAGAUUUUGUUAAACUCCCUGAGACGGAACAGGAGCGUUUGAGCACACAGGCUGCUUUUAAAGAAAUUUCAAAUUUUCCGCGUGUAAUUGGCGCAAUGGAUUGCACCCAUGUUAAAAUCAUGUCGCCAGGAGGUGAUGAUGGUGAAGUCUUUCGUAACAGAAAGGGUUUUUUCUCGUUCAAUGUGCAAACCAUAUGUGAUAGCAAUUUAAAAAUAUUAGACAUUGUUGCCCGAUGGCCAGGAUCGGUUCAUGACUCAAGGAUUUUCCGUAAUUCGCGUAUUUGCUACCGAUUGGAGGCGAAGGAAUUUCUAAAUGCAGUCAUUGUUGCUGACAGUGGUAUUGAAAAAACGAACGUCGUGUUGACGCCGCUUUUAAAUUGUAGAAAUAGAGCAGAAAAUCUGUAUAAUGAGUCGCACAUCAGAACCCGAAAUUGUAUUGAGCGCUCAUACGGUGUCUGGAAGCGCAGAUUUCCCGUGCUAUCCAUGGGGAUUCGAAUGAAG
This is a messenger RNA of Rhagoletis pomonella (apple maggot), 698 nucleotides long. RefSeq names its product putative nuclease HARBI1. The record is from RefSeq and is a predicted model, not a curated record. The transcript has 2 exons. Lineage: Eukaryota; Metazoa; Arthropoda; Insecta; Diptera; Tephritidae. The annotation marks the transcript as partial.